Messenger RNA from Pygocentrus nattereri (red-bellied piranha), 3938 nucleotides. It is a transcript of the gene sema7a, whose product is annotated as semaphorin 7A. The record is from RefSeq and is a predicted model, not a curated record. NCBI's taxonomy places the organism in Eukaryota, Metazoa, Chordata, Actinopteri, Characiformes, Serrasalmidae. The coding region runs from base 97 to 2025 and encodes 642 amino acids. Gene Ontology annotation, molecular function: chemorepellent activity; semaphorin receptor binding; integrin binding. Gene Ontology annotation, biological process: neural crest cell migration; negative regulation of axon extension involved in axon guidance; axon guidance. The transcript has 14 exons.
ACGGAACAGCGCAUCGCCGUAACAGCCGGCAGCCGCAGUGAAGCAGCACAGGGGGUUAGUAUCACUGCAGCAAGGACAACCGACCCUGAAGACAAAAUGCGAUUGAUUUGGCAGUAUUUUCUCCUUCUCUCCGCGUUUCUUCUGUCUGUGCUGUGUUCGAGGGAGGUUCCGAGACUAACCCUGCGGCAAGGUACUUCAGACCACCGGCUUCCCUACCAAAGAAAUUUUAACCACUCCGUCUUCUUCCUUCAUGAAGAAACCCAGACCCUGUUCAUUGGAGGAUUAAAUUGUGUAUUACAAGUCAAUUUAAACGACAGCCAUGUUUUGGAGAACAUCACUCUGAUAGCUGACAGAGAUCAAAGUUGUGAUAAGUGUUCUUGUGAAUAUGCAGUCACUGUAAUUGAGGAAUUCCAGGACAGCAUUUUGGUUUGUGGUACAAAUGGAGAGCAUCCAAAGUGUUGGAAGCUGCACCCCAGGGAUAGCAAUCACUCCAGUGAGAUAGAGGAAUAUAUGGAUGGCACCGGCAUCUCUCCUCACACAUCUUCACAGAACUCUGUAUCUCUUGCAGUAGAUGGAGACCUUUAUGCUGCAGCUCCCCUGUACAGGGAGGGAACCUCGCUACAGUUUCGCAGAAAAGUUGGCAGUCAAACCAGUGUGUGGAUGUAUGACUCUUGGAUUAUGGAACCAACCUUUAUUUCUGCAUUCUUGGCCAGGAGACCUGAGGAUCCAAUGCAUGAGAAGAUUUAUGUCCUCUUUCGAGAGAAAAACUCAGACAGCAGCCCAGAGGCUGACCCUUGGAUCUCGAGAGUGGCCAGAGUAUGCAAGGUCGAUAAGGGAGGAUCCAAGAGCUUCUUCCAGAAUAUAUGGACAUCCUUCCUGAAGGCACGUCUUGUGUGUGGGAUUCCUGGCGAGUCUCUGUACUUUAACCGUCUGCAAGAUGUCUUUGUACUGCAUUCGAAAGAUUGGAGAGACUCACAGGUCUAUGCACUCUUCUCAAGCAGCUGGAACUCCACAGCUGUUUGCAAAUACUCCUUAUUUGAGCUUGAUGCCAUUUUUGAGAAUUCUACCUUUAAAGACUACGAAGAAGAGAUUCCCAGUCCAAGGCCAGGAACUUGUGUGAAGGACAGUAGGUCUCUGCCCACGGCUACUAUCAACGUCAUUAAAAAUCAUCCAGAGAUGACUGACUGGGUUCGUCCCAUACAGAAAGACUCUCCUUUUUACAUCAGCAACAACAAUUACACCAGAAUAGUAGUGGACAGAGUGCAGGCUGCAGAUGAAAAAAUGUACAAUGUGCUGCUGCUUGCCACAGACUCUGGUAUGAUUCAUAAGAUUUUGGAGGAUGGCUCCAAAGCAUUCAUCAUUUCUGAAACACGCCUAUGCAGCAGCUCCGCUUCAGUGCAGACUAUGAAGCUUAACUCUGAAAAGAGAAAGCUGUUUGUUGGAUACCCUGGGCAGAUGUCUGUAUUAGAUCUGCAGAAGUGCCAAGACUACAAUGCCUCCUGUCAGGACUGUGUUCUAGCACGUGACCCAUACUGCGCAUGGACUGAAAAUGGCUGCACAUCACAAACCAAAGGGGGGACUCAGAAUAUUGCCACUGGUGAAACACACAUAUGCCAUAACAAUGCAGGGCCAAAUAAAGUCAUGAGAAUCAAGCGAGAUGUAUCGUCUUCAUCACCUGUUCCUCUAAAAAUAGAACACACUGUUCCCAUGGGCUUCCCGUACUAUCUUUCCUGCCCCAUCGAGUCCCACCAUGCUACCUACUACUGGAUGCAUGGAAAUCAUUACAGCCCUUGCCAGCAGACACUAUCUGACUGCCUCUAUCUUAUACCAGCUGUCAGUGAAGCAGAUUAUGGAGAAUACACUUGUGAGUCCAGAGAGCGUGACUACACCAAAAAGGUUAAAAAAUACAAUCUGCGGGAUCCUGAGUUGCACACUAGAAGCAGUGCCUUGAAAAUAACAGCACAGAAGGAAUCGGUAUUGACUGUAUCGUCUGCAGUUCUGUUUAUAGUGCAUAAUCUAAUCUAGAGAGCAGUAUCUUUUUCAAGCUUCCUUGUUUUGUGUUCAUACCAGUAAUUAACAUUGUGCGUCAAAGCUUGGCAGAGAACUGUGGGUGUACGUGUAAUAGGGCAGGACCCAGACGGGAUUGUUAAACUGUGGGCCUGGGUGUGAGGUAGAUUUCUAAAAUGCAUUGUGUUCUAAAGUUAAAUGCACUCCCUUCAGUGAGGCACCAUUUGCUGUAAUGUGACGCACCUUGUUGUUUCAUGGUUCUCAAGCUUGAUUCUGAGAGCACUGGGUAAGCUAAAUUACCAAGGGCUGAUAUUUAAAACAAUAUGAGGCAAAAUAUAAGCAAUCACAACAACAGUUAAGUUUACUAGCCUUAUUGACAAUUUUCACACAUCUGAGGUUUUAUCAAACAAAAUGAACAUUACAUAAAAAGCUAGCCUGAAAUAUGCUUCUCAAGAUGGCACUCCAAGCAGACUACUGAAGAUACUAGCAGGAAGAGGUAAUGAGAUGGCUUUGUGAAAAGAAAACGUUUCAGAUUCAGUAAGGUUUUAAAUGGUAAGAAAGAAACGCAUGCUGAGAGAAAUCCAAAAAGAAAUUGGAAAAAAAUCUGGCUUGAGUAUGAGGUGAAGGAGGGCAUGAAGCCGAAGUCCAAAUUCCAUGUAAGUGAUCCGCUGUCCCAUACAGUUUCAUCAUAUGAUUUUCAAUCUGCUGAAAGUAUUGAAGUUAGCUAGAAAGACUGAGAGUAAAGUUAGGUUGUUUGGAAUGUGAGAUGAGCUGGACAACGAAUCAAAGGGAUAGGUUGUAAAUGGUAUGUGCUAUUUGCUUAAUGCAGGGGUAUCAAAUCUUAUUCAUGAAGGACCGCAAGGUUUUUAUUUUACCAAAGCAGGAGUGCACAAGAUUGGUUGUGUAAAGACAAAUUAAUUAAACAAUUAAUUGGAAUCAAGUGGAAUCAGGUGUGUUGCUGCUUGUUUGAGUGAAAACCUGCAGCCACAACCAUGUGGAUAAAAUUGGAUACUCCCAGUUAGUGUGUUGGCACGUCUAGUAAGAUUGUUUCCUAGUUGAAACUCCAAUUUAAAGGAAUGUCUUAAAUACUAGGUAAGUAAAUAACGUGUGGGUUUAUGCUCAUAGUUGAAUCACUUUUUGUGAGUGAUUAUGUAGGGCCAUGUAGGUCAUUCAGGGUGUGUAGCCAGCAAGCAGAAGUUUCAUUUUGUCAGUGACUAGUGUGGGAAAUGAAUCUUUUGUUCCUUUGUCAUUUGCCAAUGCUGUUAUUGAAGCAAACAAUGAGCCUGUGAAGAAUUUGGUACUGUUGUAUGUGCAAUAUUAGCACAGCAAGAAAGCUUGAAGGAUUGGCCAAGAGUCAAAAGAACAUCCUCAAGAAUCUCUCCCAUGGCUGUCUAACUGAAUUAUGUUUUGUAAGUGGCCUCGUUCACUUCGUUUCCUCAUUUCACACUUCAUAGACUUGAUGAAUCAUACAUUUUUAUUUUUUCAGCAAAUACCAGCAAAAUCUUUAUUUAUUUCAGUUGUUUAAAGUGCAUCAUCACUGUCCAAAAAGGGACAAAUCAAUAUCUAUUUGAUUUUUCUAUUAGUAUUUUUUUUCUUUGCCAUUCUGUUUGUUUGAAAAUUUUGUGUGAAUAUUUUGUGAAGAUCAAUAGAAAUGCUCCAAAAUGAAUGAAUACAACUUUAAAUUUAGCAUAUAUUUUAUAUUUUACAUACAUGCUUUUUUUGGACAGCAACAGCUGUGUCUGCGUGGUUUCUAUGUUGUUUUAAAGAAUUACAUCAAAGCACACUUCUACACAGGAAGUGACUGAAAGGCGUUGUUGCAGUCAUGUUCUCCGUGGGGAGUGAGGUCCAAAGGACAGGGACUCCAUUUGACAGAUGGAGCAGAAAGAACAGGGUGUGUGUGUGUGUGUGUGUGUGUGUGUGUGUGUGUGUGU